Perca flavescens (yellow perch) is the source of this 2246-nucleotide messenger RNA. RefSeq names its product transmembrane protein 129, E3 ubiquitin protein ligase (gene tmem129). The coding region runs from base 454 to 1401 and encodes 315 amino acids. The record is from RefSeq and is a predicted model, not a curated record. NCBI's taxonomy places the organism in Eukaryota, Metazoa, Chordata, Actinopteri, Perciformes, Percidae. Gene Ontology annotation, biological process: protein ubiquitination. The transcript has 7 exons. Gene Ontology annotation, cellular component: endoplasmic reticulum; membrane. Gene Ontology annotation, molecular function: ubiquitin protein ligase activity.
UCAAUAUUUGCUAGCGCACACAGUUUACCAGCAAUAGCCAGUACGUUACUAUAUUGCAUAAUCUAUCAUUAACUAAUUUGUUGGAAAGUGCAGUUUUCGUUAAGUUAUAUUCUACAUUUUGGCAACAGUUUACAAACUUUGUUCAACACACGUCCUGCUAGCAACUUAAUGUCUCAGUCGGUGUGUUUACAUGCACAGCAGAAACCGGGGUUAUGGUCUGAGAAAACUAAUCAGAUAGUGACGUUUUUUCCACGUUCAAUCAGACCUUUUACAAACAGAUAUUAUUGAUCAUAUAUGUCUUUAUAUAUAUCUUUGGAAAAAGCAAAUGCAUCUGUCAUUUUUGGAAGGUAUAGGUCAGACAUUCACAGGCCUACACUUCCCACACAGUCUUAGUGUGGAUGUAAAUCGAAGCUGAGAGUCAAAACCUUAUCCACGUAGUUAAAAUAACUAAAAAUGAAAUGUGCUGAAGAACACAAGAAAAAAACAUCAGUGAAUGUCCUCACAGGUUACUACAUGGGGAUGUGUAUCGCUGCUCCAGAAAAAAACCUAGGAUACAUUCACCAGGUGAGUGACAGCUGGAGAGCAUUUCUCCUCUUCGCUAUAUGCCUUCAGUUGACCAGCUGGAUACUCGUCAUCUACUGGUCCCACCGUCACUGGCACAACCAUCCAAUCAGCCGGGCCCUGCAGGCCCACAUACAGCCUCCUUACUCCAGUUGGGGCUCUGUGGCAACCAGCAUCAACGAUGAGUUCAGACGCAUUGAUAAGUUUGCUACAGGGGCGCCUGGAGCCAGAGUUAUCAUUACUGACAGCUGGGUGUUAAAGGUGACCACCUAUCAUGUCUACAUGGCCUUACAGAGUGAAUGUCAUGUGACAGUGACAGAGUCCAGACAGCAUCAGCCGAGUCCAGGCUCGGCUUCCCCCACACAGAUAUUGACACUGCGGGUGGACAGCAUCAACCCUGCUGUCAGACCCUUUGAUAUCAGGCUCAACUCUACAGAGCAUGCAGAGUUCAGAGGGAAACUUCAUGCACCCAUCAGAAACUCUGCCAAUGUAGUGAUCCACCAAACCAUAAGUGAACUCUUCCUGGAAAUAUUUAGAGCCCAGGUGGACCUCAAUCAACUUUACACACUCCCCAGUGGACAGGAAAGGGAGCCCUGUAUAGGCUGUAUGCAGGUUCCAGCAAGCACCAAGCUGGUCAGACUCUGCCAUACAGAAGGAGGAGAUAAUGAGUCGGAGUGCCAGCAGUGUUUCUGCAGACCUAUGUGGUGUCUGUCCUGUCUUGGCCGAUGGUUCGCCAGUCGCCAAGACCAGCAAAGACCCGAGACCUGGUUGUCUAGCAGAGUCCCCUGCCCCACCUGUAGAGCCAAAUUUUGUAUACUGGACAUCUGCAUGGUCCACUGACAAGACACACACAUACAGAUCCGAACAGACCUUUUACUCUUGAAAUAAUGUUGAGGUGUGUUUUUAUCCAACAUUCGGCAACAAAACUCUGAAGAGAAACAGUGUACAGGACAUUGGACUGAACUUAAUUAUGUACCUGUAGUUUAUUCUGUGCUUUCAAUAAGGAAUGAUCAUUUACAGUAUAAUUUACAGUAAUUACAAUGCUCUGAAAUUUGUUUUGAACCCCAACAUAGUGUAAAAUGACAUGAUCAAUGUGACAUUUUGGGAGAUACGUUUGUUUGGUGUUUUAACCCCAGUCAGACUUAUCUGACUGGGGUCAGACUUAUCUGACUGGGGUUAAAACACCAAACGUAUCUCCCAAAAUUUGGUAUUUUGGGAGAUGCCUCUUAAGGCACCAUAUUAGUUACCCUGAUCUAUCUGCAAUCAGUAAAGAAACAUCCAGAAUGUGUUUUGGUUAGAAAAAAAGACUUUUAACAAUGACCAGGACCUGUAUAACUGUUCAUCCACUUCAGAAUGUUCUAAAGAGGCAAUAUUAAACUGACUGACAUCAAAAUGUAAGCAGCCUUUAAGAGCAAAUCUCAAGUUAUCACUUGGUUAUACACAUGUAUACUCUGAGCAGGAAAAGUCAAUCAGACACAAGGAUUUAAAGACUUGCCUCCGCCUCAUUGUUUAUUCUUUAACAAAUCCUUAUAUGUUCUCAGUAAUAAUGUUAUUCUGCAAAACACAAUUAGUGUUUUUAAUUUUAAGGAGCGACUUGCAGGUUGGAGACCCCAGUAAAUUAAUGUUUAGGGAAAUGUUGUAGAAACUAGAUUUUCGGGGGAGGUGAAAUACAUCCAUAUACACAA